AUGGCCGAGUCAUGUGGAAAAAUAUCCGCACACCCUCAAAUCCCCGAGGAUAAGCUGGUUCUGUACGUCAAAAAAGCGAGUCCUACAUCCACGGCUAACACUGUGAAGCCGCUGAUGCUAAUUGAGGCACUGGAAAUCCCUCAUACAAUUCAUAUCGUUGCAUCAACUAGCAACGAAACAUGGUUUCACUCUGUUAACCCCUACAAAAUGGUUCCCGCCAUGGAAGGAGUCGAUAUCUACCAAUAUGACGGUAAAUCGCAGCGGUUGAACGUAUUUGACAGCUCCGCGUGUUUGAUAUACCUGGCCGAGAAGUAUGACAAUAAAGGACUUUACAUUGGAAAGGACAUCUGCGAGCGAACCGUCGUUAUGAACUGGCUGAUGUCCUAUACUGCGGGCCUAGGUGCAACUGGAAAGACCUGGCUUUUGAUGAAAGCAGUCAAGUCAGUGGACAUUGGCGAGUCUCUUUCAGUUUUGCUCAAGUAUAUCCAGACAGAGUACCAAUUCUUGGAGACUCGGCUGAAUGAGCCCGAUCAAGAUUACAUAGCCUUGCCUGAUAGACCAACGCUUGCAGAUUUUGCUAUUUUACCUUUGGCGAAUGAGGGCGUUGCAAAAUCUGCCGACCUUGAAUUUACGAACUGGCCAAAACUGAAGGAGUGGAGUGAGAGAAUGAGUAACUUGCCUCCAGUUGAGAGGGCCUUGAAUCGAAUUUCUCGGUUUGGAAUAUCCGAUGAAGAACUCAUGAAGUUGAAUCGCCAGGAUUAG
This is a messenger RNA of Penicillium taxi, 762 nucleotides long. RefSeq names its product glutathione S-transferase gliG (gene gliG). The record is from RefSeq and is a predicted model, not a curated record. The transcript has 2 exons. NCBI's taxonomy places the organism in Eukaryota, Fungi, Ascomycota, Eurotiomycetes, Eurotiales, Aspergillaceae. The coding region runs from base 1 to 762 and encodes 253 amino acids.